UUCAGGUACAAAACACAGCUAAACACAUGUUGACAUUUAAAUUAAGGUAAACAAAUCCUGUCUAACAGUAUUUCAUUUAUAUUCCUGUGAGAUAUAAGUUCAGAAGGCACCCCUCUUCCUGUUCUCAUGGAGACCCUGCUGUACAGAAACUCUGUUCAAUUUAGAGAUGAAGAGCAAGACAAACAAGGAGAAGGUUCCCAAUGUUGAACAUGUCCACCCCGAGUGAGCUGAAGUCUCCUUGCGUGACUCGCAACGGUAUGGUUAAGUUGCCCCCCAGCCAACCCAAUGGUCUGGGUAGUGCAAGUAUCACCAAGGGGACACCUGCUGCCAAGAACCGCCUCUGCCAGUCCUCCUCUGUACCCUCCAUUCUGCCCCCUCCAUCAUCAUCCCUUCCAUUCCACCACCACCACCUGGACGGCCCUGGAAUUCCCAACUCAGCAACCUCCCUCCUGGGCUCUGAUCUUGAGCCUGGAAUGCCUCUUGUGGGCUUGAAGCCAUCCCUUCGUCAGCUCCCCCCUCUCACUCUACCUAAACCUAUGCUGCUGGAGCGCCAGCUUGUCUUGGAUGAGAAGCUGCUCAACCGAUUGCUAUGGUACUUCACUACAGCCGAAAAAUGUGUGCUGGCGCAGGUAUGCAAGACAUGGCGCAAGGUGCUGUACCAGCCCAAGUUCUGGGAAGGCGUUACACCCAUCUUGCAUGCAAAGGAGCUAUAUACUCUGUUGCAUAAUGGGGAAAAGGAAUUUGUCAGUCUGCAGGCCUUUGCCCUGCGUGGCUUCCAGUCUUUCUGCCUGGUGGGUGUGUCAGACCUGGACAUUUGUGAGUUUAUCGACAAUUACCCACUGUCCAAGAAAGGUGUUCGCUCGGUCAGCCUCAAGAGGUCUACCAUCACAGAUGCUGGUUUGGAGGUGAUGUUGGAGCAGAUGCAAGGUCUGAUGCACCUUGAACUUUCAGGCUGCAACGACUUUACUGAGGCUGGUCUGUGGUCAAGUCUGAAUGCCCGGCUAACUUCCCUGAGUGUCAGUGACUGCAUUAAUGUGGCAGAUGACGCCAUUGCUGCUAUUUCCCAGCUUCUGCCCAACCUUUCAGAGUUGAGCCUUCAGGCCUACCAUGUUACUGACACAGCCAUGGCAUAUUUCACAGCCAAACAGGGCUACACCACCCACACUCUGCGGCUUCAUUCCUGCUGGGAGAUCACCAAUCAUGGUGUGGUCAACAUGGUGCACAGCCUUCCCAAUUUGACUGCCCUAAGCCUCUCUGGCUGUUCCAAGAUCACUGAUGAUGGCGUAGAGCUGGUUGCUGAGAACCUGCGUAAGCUACGCAGCCUGGACUUGUCUUGGUGCCCUCGGAUCACUGACAUGGCCCUAGAGUAUAUUGCAUGUGACCUGCAUAAACUGGAGGAACUUGUACUGGACAGGUGUGUGCGAAUCACAGACACAGGCUUAGGCUACUUGUCAACCAUGUCAUCAUUAAGGAGCCUCUACCUACGCUGGUGCUGUCAGGUGCAAGAUUUUGGACUGCAGCAUUUGUUUGGAAUGAGGAGUCUUCGUUUACUGUCUCUUGCAGGCUGUCCCCUGCUGACCACCACUGGUCUGUCAGGCCUCAUUCAGCUGCAGGAGCUUGAGGAGCUGGAACUGACCAACUGCCCUGGAGCCACUGCAGAGCUCUUCAAAUAUUACUCUCAGCAUCUGCCACACUGCAUGGUCAUUGAAUAACACCACUAAGCCCUCUCAACAACCAACCAGUGGUUCACCAUAAUUCUACCUUCUUCCUCCUUACUUUUCCUCACUCUUUUCUCAAAUGCUAGCAAAGAGACUGAACUGCUCCAACUGUACCAUGUCGUUCCUCGAUACCUGCCCCCUGUCUUCUUUCAUAUCCCAUUGAGUAGACUGACCCACAGACAGAUAGAGAGGCAGGAAGGCAAAUAACGGUACAUGCCAGGCCCAGGAUGGUGGGAUAGCGUUUGAGCUUCGUUUAAGAAGACACAGGAGGAAAGAGCUUGAUGUGACGUCUUGUCUGACAGCAAGUUUCUUUUUAAGAAACCACAAAUGGCUUUUGUUUUUGGGGGGUGCAUUUCUUAAGACAUUAAUAAUCUUUUUUGAGCUGAAUGGAUACUAAAGAGGGUGAUGUGUGGAUACAGUUACAGCAUAGAGGAAUCGAAAAAAAGGGAAACACAGACAUAAGGGUUGAGCUGGUAUGGCAAUCUCACACAUGGGCUCAUAAACUGUAAACACACACAAAUAUUGUAUACAGUAAGUGAAACAAAUGUUAGUCCUCUAGACCAUGAGUGCUGAUGUUUCUAUUUUCCAACGCUCAGUGUAAUAUAAAUGCUGUUGUUCUUUUUUCAGAAGGCAUCAAAGUUUAAGUUUUCUCUUGUUUUAAGAGAGACUCCAGAUAACAGCUGGAGAAACAGGAACCAGAGAGAACUUAAGAUGCAGCUCAUAAAGUAAAUAAUAGGGAUGGAACUUCUCUCUCUCUUUCUCUCUCUGUCCUCUCCCUCUCUUUCUUUUCUCCCUUGCUUUGUGUAUGAAGUAUGUGUCAUGGACUUACUCAAGUUCCUCAUUUUUUUUUACAUAUUUCUCCUUUUGUGUGUUCUAUCAGAUUACCCCCCCCCCCCUUAAAAAAAGGGGAAAAAAAGAAAAAAACUGUGAACAGUUUACAGUGUUGAAGUUAAUCAGCUCAUUUCUUGUACUUUUCCUCCUUUCUUCAUUUUUCAAUUCCUUCAUUUACAGAAUUACAGGAUAAGCUUUUGUAAAAUGUGAAUGUCAGGCUUUUAACAGGAAUGGGCAAAGCAGUUCAACAAGAACAAACACUGAGUCUUAUGGAAAGCAGAGUGUCCAGAAAGAAUUAGACUUUUCUGCAAAGGGCAGAAUGCUUUUUUUUUCUCAAAUAAUAUAUCCAAUAGAAUCAUGGAUAGAAAAUAAGACCAUUGGAGGGCUUAAAUGGUCAAUAAUUAUGUUAGAUUUCUGAAAUCAAAAAGAUAACUAAAACAGUAUAGAAGUGGGAGUUUUGCACAUCAUCUCAUCUUUUGGUGACUGUAGUUUGUUGAAAUUUUGGAUCAUCUGGUACUGGAUUUAAACUCUUAACCCGAUUCAUUCCAUCUUUUAACUGCUAAUUUAAACAAAUUGUACACUUUUGCAAGGGUGAUGCAAUCCGGAAGGUAAAAAGGGAUUUCAGUAUUUAUUUCAGUAUUUACAAUGUCUACUAGGGGCCAGAGUCAGACAAUAAUGGGAGCUCAGGGCCCCUUUAAUGUGGCAAGUUUGAAAAUAUACACUGGUAUGGGCUGGUAUGAAAAUUUCCACAGCGUGUGCAUGGCCUUUAAAUUAUUAUUUUUUUCUUUCAAGAUUAUUUUUACCCCAUGUCAUCCUUUGGAAGUAAGUAACAAUGUCAGCAAAGAAUCCCAUCCGAAAAUAAGCUAGAUAAGCUGCAAUUAUAGGAUGAGGCUAUUGUGCUUUUCAAUUCGUUCAAAUGUAAUUGAUACGUUUCACUUUAACCAUUAGUGGGGUAGGUGGGUGUGGCAGUCAAUGAGGAAGAUAUGCCUGAAAGGUUCAACCCAGUGUCUUAAAGAGUGAAUACUGUUCUAAAAUACUUCAGUCUAAUUUCAGCAGCUUUAAGCGUUGGUUAUAUGAGUAAUACUACUAUUAAUGCACUAACUAAAAAGUUAAUCAUUGAGAUCUGGGAAUGCUGCCAUCAGAUGAUCAGACAGGUUGUAAAAGGACAAAGAGAUUACUCAGACUUAUUUCAAAAGAAGCCAAGGUGAAUGCAAAAUACUUAGACCAUAUAUUUUCAAAGCCAUAGAUUCUCAUAAAAAAUGACUGUGGCAACAAGUAAAGAUUUAAAGUUUCCCACAAACAAUUUUAUUUAACAUUAAAUAAAUUGUUGAUUUUACAUAGUUAAAAAUAAUUCACUUAUGACUCAGUACUAGUUUCCUUUUCCGAGAUCUUAUUUAUUCAGGGGGAAUGAUGAGCCCAACAAUGAGCCACUGUGCUGCUUUUUGCUUUUGUCUGUCCUCAGAUGUGCUGACUGCCAACUGAAGGUAUUGGAUAAGUGUCAGCCAGUAUUAGAUUGUGCCAAAUGCAUCUGGAGCAGCACAUUAAAUGUGGCUGCUUGCCUGUAUAUGAUUGCUGACUACACUGAAGUUAACUGAGUGUGAACCUUACUGACAUGGCAGACCAUGCAUGUGUUAAGUUGGUCUGUGUUUUUGUUCCGAGAAGGCUCAUUUUGGAGGUUCUGAAUCUCUUCAUUGUACAUAACUGUAUUUAUUUAUUUAUUUAUCUAUGUAUUUAUUUAAAUUGAUUUCUUGCUUAUUACAUGAUUUAUUUAUUGAGAAGCCUUCUUUUAAAGGAUUUUGUUAAAUGGAACUUGCUUCAAAUUUGGGCCAUUAAUGGCUCAUGCAUUAAUUACUAGUUUGAUUUGUAAUUAUUAAUUUAUGACAUUUCAGAAUCUUAAGUGAAACAUCCAGUUAUUGCCAUUAAAAAUACACUCUUUUAGAUAGACAUCAGAGACUAAUAACAUCAUUAAGACUGACUAAAACAAUUUUAAAUCUUCAUGAUGCGCAAAGUAUAUUUUCUUCUGUGCAUUUGUGUGUCAUCUUUGUAUUGCUGUUGGGUCCAUUAUUAAGAAUAAGGGGAUAAAUGGGUUGACAAGUUAUAUUUACUGUCAUUGUCUUGAAUGUGGUAUACAGAGUAUGCUAUAUAAUAUAAAGCAAGUGAAGUCUAAGAUUGACCCUGUGGUGGAAGAGCAAUGUUUACAUUAUCUGCUAAGAUGACAAAGGGUUACAUCUUAGAGUUGUUGCUGCAGAAGAUGUGAAUUCAUUGGAAGCUUAUUAUUGACAAAGCUGCUGAAAAGUAAAUAGUUUUAAACAUGAUACAAGCCAACGUUAACACUAGCCCUUCAAUCACUGGCUUCAAAAAGAGCUUGAGAUUUAAUAUGGUAAGUGUGCUGAUGCGCACAUUAUGUCAUAUCUGGUGUAACUUGACAUUAUGCCACAUCUUACUCAUGAAUACAGGCCUCUAUUUGAAGGUACCCCCACUGUUCUUGAUAGCAGUACACUUCUGUAGUCUCUGGCCCUGCAUGCAGGGUAAUUGUACCAUACCUUUGUUUUGGUUUGUACAAUACAUGGAUUUCAUUUAUAAACUGGCUGCAUCCGAUUAAUUCGACUCAUGUUUUGAUUUGAUGGCUAGAUAACAACACAAGACCGUUGUUUACUUUCAACCUCUGUUUAAUUUUGGAUGCAACAAAGAAAGUGAAGAAAAAGGAAAAUGUUUUAUAUCCCAUAUGAAUGUCAAUAAUAAGGUGUUGUAAAUGAUGAUCUGGAAAGUUUAUUGUGUUGCCCAGACAUACUUAAGAUCCUCAAACAUACGUUCAAAAUGAGUACUGCACAAACUUGUCUGUGGCUGCUUUCUCAAUUACUGACUCACCAUCUGUUUUAAUUACUACUGAUGUUCCCUGCUCGUUGAGCCCUUUUGGUUUUAAUAAGCUUCCAACGGAUUCAAAUGUAAGUUUACAUAUUUUGAAUUGGGACUUGCACUGUCUGCAUUUCUCAGUUAAUGACAACUAACAGCAAACCUUUCUGAUGUACAUUAUCUUGUGUACUUUUUUUCUAAAGAAAAUUAUUCCUGUCACUUCUAUCAUAACAGUCUUUGAUCUUUAUUUGACACCAUUUUGUUACAAUCCUUGUACAGCACAAUUUUAAGUAAGCAGUAAAAUAAAUACUGACAGCUUACUGAUAAUGUUGAAAAUUGCAGAAUUUGUGUGCUGUUUCAGUUUCAGUGUUUUAGCUCUCCUGUGCCUGUAAUCAUCUGACUUUGUUUGAAGACCAUCUUUGCACUGAUGACCAGCAGCUUUUGUGCUUUGGUACCUGCAGAUGUUUUAGAUCAUUUAAAUAAAGGAUUAACUUAUA
Notolabrus celidotus (New Zealand spotty) is the source of this 5899-nucleotide messenger RNA. It is a transcript of the gene fbxl16, whose product is annotated as F-box and leucine-rich repeat protein 16. The transcript is spliced from 7 exons. The coding region runs from base 201 to 1712 and encodes 503 amino acids. Gene Ontology annotation, molecular function: protein binding. Gene Ontology annotation, biological process: SCF-dependent proteasomal ubiquitin-dependent protein catabolic process. The record is from RefSeq and is a predicted model, not a curated record. Lineage: Eukaryota; Metazoa; Chordata; Actinopteri; Labriformes; Labridae. Gene Ontology annotation, cellular component: SCF ubiquitin ligase complex.